AUGGGCAGUACGGUCUCUUCGCUAGUGUUUCAGCCACCGCCUGCGACUUAUGGGUACACGCGUCGCUACUUCUUCCUCGUGACAGCGAUGCGUCACCGGAUCCCCGCGUUCUUUAUUCCAUACGAUAAGGCUGAAUACACCGUGCUCUUUUCUCAUGGCAACGCAGAAGAUCUAGGCAUGAUCUACGGUUGGUUUCGUGAAGUAAGCAGAAGACUUCAGGUGAACGUAAUGUCUUAUGAUUAUUCUGGCUACGGUAUUAGCGAGGGCGUGCCCAGUGAAGCAGCUUGCAUGGCCGACGCCGACGCUGCUUUGGCGUAUCUCGUGGCCGUGAAGAAGACUCCGCCUGGCAAGAUCAUCUUAUACGGCAGGUCGCUCGGUUCUGGACCAACAACGUACCUCGCAGCCAAGCAGUCGAAUCUCGCACAGCCCGUUGCGGGCGUGAUCCUCCAGAGUCCCGUGCUCUCCAUGUUCCGCGUCGUCUUCAACUUUCGCUAUACGUUUCCCGGCGACUUGUUCUGCAAUAUUGACAUCAUCGACCAGGUCCAGUCGCCCGUGACGAUCAUCCACGGCACGCGCGACGAAGUCGUGCCUUUCUGGCACGGCGAACGACUGUUUGAGCUGUGCCCGCAAGCGUGGCGGUGCAAGCCGCUGUGGGUCACUGGCGCAGGCCACAAUAACGUCGAAGCUUACCUAAACAUGCUCGGCAAUGGCUUCUUCCAGCACCUGAGUGACUUCGUCCAAGUGUGUCACGCGACAGCUACGAUCCGAGCAGCCGAGACGAAGGCACUGAUGGUAGCAUAA
Messenger RNA from Hyaloperonospora brassicae, 801 nucleotides. The record is from the annotation of a GenBank genome assembly. NCBI's taxonomy places the organism in Eukaryota, Oomycota, Peronosporomycetes, Peronosporales, Peronosporaceae.